ACUUCAAAACCCUCUAUAUAGUUCCACCUGACCCCCUCUCCUCUCUCCAAUAUUGCAUCAUUUCUUCAUAAUUAUUGUUCUCUAUCUCUCCUUCUUUUUUCUCUCAAAUUUGAGCUUAAUAUUUGUUAAAAUAAUUAACUUUCCUUGUUAUUCCAAUGGAGUCAAUGAAGCAGGACUCAAUGAAAAGAAUUGAUGAAAAUCCAGCAGCAGAUGAAACAGAUGAGGACUUAGUCUUUGACUCAGAAUCUGAUGAUGAUAGUGAUUUUGAUACUGGGAUUAUUAGCGAUUUGGAAGAAGAGCUAGAUAACUGUAUUAUUAAUCAUCAGAAACCUUACAAGGUCAUUACUGAAGCUGCUGUCCGUCACUGUCAAGAACGCGAUAUCAAGAAUAUAUCUGAUAUUCUUUCCAUAACGAAAGAUGAAGCUUCACUCCUUCUACUUCAUUUUGAUUGGAAUGCUAAUGCUGUUCUGGAUGAAUGGUUUACAAACGGGCAGAAGCUUCGUGAAGAACUUGGUCUUACAGAUGUUCCCAUGGAUGUUGCGAUGGAAUCACCAGAUGCAAAAGAUGUGACAUGUGGGAUUUGUUCAGGAAAUUUUUCUCGGCAUCUGGUUGCUGCUGCUUCCUGUGGUCAUAUAUUCUGUAAUACUUGUUGGACAGGAUAUAUUGGGACAUCAAUCAAAGAUGGUCUUGCAUGCUUAAAGUUACGAUGUCCUGAUUCCUCUUGCAACACUGCUGUUGGCCUUGACAUGAUAAAUAUGCUGGCUUCGGAUGAUGACAAAGAGAUAUAUGCACGUUACUUUCGGAGAUCCUAUAUCGGCAAUAUAACAAAGGCCAAAUGGUGUCCUGCUCCUGGAUGUAAUUAUGCUGUGCUUCUUGUUAAUGGUUGUAGAAUCUCCAGGGUGACUUGUAAAUGUUCUUAUUGCUUCUGCUGGAAGUGUACCAAGGAAGCUCAUCAACCAAUUAGCUGUACAGCUCUUAGUCGCUGGGAAGUGGAAAGCCUUGUGCAGGCUCAAAACCGGAGAAUUGCUACCAAAAGCUGCCCAAAUUGUGGGAGAGUUUUGGAGGUGAACAGCAACUGUAAUCGGAUGGAAUGUGAAUCGUGUAAUUUUCACUUUUGCAAUGUCAGUGAUAAAACUUGCAGAUUGUGCCUUGGUUCUUGGUUGAAGGAAGUUUGCGUGGAAGGUAACCAAAUCAACCAAUAUAAACAUAUAUGCUGUGAAAGGAAACUAAAACAAGUAGAGAAAGAUGAGGAACGAAGAAAGAUAGCUCAGGAGAGCGUAAUAAGAUACGAUAGGUGUCAUAACCAGUGGAAGACCCAUGAUAUGCAUCUACAAGCAGCUGUGCAAGAAGCUGAGAAGCUGGAAAAUGGCAUGCUCAUAUCAAUAGCUGACGAACAUGGCCUGAGGGAAACAGAAAUUAGCUUUGUUACAGAGGCGUGGCAGCAGAUUGCAGAUUGCAAGCGAAUCUGUAAAUGGGCAUGUGUUUAUGAGUACUAUCUACCAAACUUUGCAAAGGAGAGGAGGAUUCUUUUCAACUAUUUGCUAAUUCCUCUCUUAGGACGAGCUGAAGUUGUACUCGAACAGCUUUAUCAGUGCACAGCUGAGCCGGCUAUAUUCAAUUUGGCAGAAACAUCAGCUGAUAAGCUCUUACAAACCCGUAAUCAUCUAUGUCUGAAGACAAGUGUGGCUCGAAACUACUUUGAUAACAUGGUUUGGGCUAUGGAGAACGGGCAUUCGAACAUGAACACACUUCGUCGAACCAUAAGCUCCAGGAGUUUUCAGCUAGGACUCGCCACAACAGCUGCUGGAGGCAAUAAUGGAGCAAGAGGGUGUACUGAUGAGACAAAACAUUGGACUUGUCCUCACUGCAAGUUCACAAAUGAUCUACUUGCUUACAUUUGUGUUAUGUGCUAUCACUGAAUUCGUUUCUAUGUUUAAUUGAUAAGCCACACAAACGGGCAAUCAUGCUUUUACUUUUAUGGAAACCGUUAUGGUUUCACACCAUAUUUUCUAUAACAUUUUGGGCAAGUUGUUGCAUAUUGGUUAAUUUACUUUGAUUUAUGUUAAAAAGACAAAAAAAAGCUUGGUGGUUUUC
This is a messenger RNA of Beta vulgaris subsp. vulgaris (sugar beet), 2094 nucleotides long. RefSeq names its product probable E3 ubiquitin-protein ligase ARI8. The transcript has 15 exons. The record is from RefSeq and is a predicted model, not a curated record. The coding region runs from base 156 to 1919 and encodes 587 amino acids. Gene Ontology annotation, cellular component: cytoplasm; ubiquitin ligase complex. Lineage: Eukaryota; Viridiplantae; Streptophyta; Magnoliopsida; Caryophyllales; Amaranthaceae. Gene Ontology annotation, molecular function: zinc ion binding; ubiquitin protein ligase activity; ubiquitin conjugating enzyme binding. Gene Ontology annotation, biological process: positive regulation of proteasomal ubiquitin-dependent protein catabolic process; ubiquitin-dependent protein catabolic process; protein polyubiquitination.